Drosophila rhopaloa is the source of this 1043-nucleotide messenger RNA. Its product is annotated as protein takeout. Bases 29 to 775 code for a protein of 248 amino acids. The transcript has 4 exons. NCBI's taxonomy places the organism in Eukaryota, Metazoa, Arthropoda, Insecta, Diptera, Drosophilidae. The record is from RefSeq and is a predicted model, not a curated record.
AGUUACUUUUAGUUAUUGAUGCGUAAACAUGUUCGGAAUCGCGUUGGCAAUCGUUCUCUGUCUUUCCCUGUCGGUGCAAGCAAAUUUCCCGGACGAUCCGAAACCCUGUAAAUACGGCGAUGGCGAGUGCAUCAUGCAAUUGGUCAACACAUUGUUCAGCGAGAAGUUUUCGGCGGAGGAUCCUGGCCUGAACCUGGUGCAGCUGGAUCCCCUCAAGGUGGACAGGAUGGUGAUAAGCCAAGGAGUGAGCGACAGUCCUGUGGGCAUAACUCUUACGUUGACCGACAAUUUGCUGUACGGCAUCAAGGAUCAAAGGAUCGUAAAAGUGAAGGGAUUUGGUAAGGAUAUGGCCACGAAGCACGAAUUGAAGAUCGUCGCGAAGCACUUUGCUCUGGUGGGUCCCUAUAGCAUCCAGGGCAAAGUGCUAAUUCUUCCAAUUAGCGGCACCGGCCAAAGUAACUUAACUAUGGAUAACGUCAAGAUAAUCAUUAGCUUCUCGGGCAAUCCGGUGGAGAAGAACGGAGAGACUUUUUUGGAUGUCACCAACUUGAAGAUGACGAUGAAGCCGGAGUCCAGCCACUACCACUUUUCAAAUCUGUUCAAUGGGGACAAGGCGCUGGGCGACAACAUGAACGUCUUUCUGAACGAGAACUCGGAGGCCAUUUACAAGGAGACGGGUCCAGCUAUCGACAAAUCCUUCAGCGAGCUGUAUUUGGGCAUCGUGAAAGCCGUUUUCGCUAAGGUUCCGUAUGCCAAGUUAUUUGCAGAAGAGUAGAUUAUUCUUUUCAGUGUAGUAAUCCGUACUUAAUAAGUGGGAACAACCGCCUUGUUUAUAUUUCGCACUCUAGCUCAGUUUGUUUGUUCACUGACAGAUAUAAGUUUUAACGCUGGCAAUCAUCAUUAGAUUUAACGGGGGUCGUGAGUCCAAUUUUAGUGUUAGAAUAAGUAGGAAAAUAGUAAAGUACUAUAGACAAUGUAAGCGGUAUCUUUUUUUUAAUAGAACAAAAUCGAGUGGCAAUAAAGUUAAAACGUUCUUCAUUGAA